AUACAAUUAAAAAGUAACUUAGGGUUACUUUUACUGAUUCUGAUUGGAUACUUAUUUAUUCUUAGAGGGAGGACCUUUGGAAAAGCUUAUUUAUUGGAAGUUCCUGUUUGAGAGAGUAAUUGUCUCUCAUUUAGCUUCAGAGUUCUACUAGAUAGCGUAAGAAUAGUUUUUGUUGGGACGGUUUUGGUAAUUAGAGGAAGUGUAGCAACCUACUGCAAGUGGUAUAUAGCUGGAGAGCCAUACUACAAGCGGUUUAUGGGGUUAGUAUGGUUGUUUGUGCUGUCUAUAGUGUUUAUAAUCUUAGUUCCUAAUUUAGUAAUACUUUUAAUUGGUUGAGAUGGGCUAGGGCUUACCUCAUUCCUAUUAGUGGCUUAUUACCAGAACAAUAAGAGGCUAUCUGCGGCUAUGUUGACAGCUUUGACUAAUCGAAUUGGGGAUGUUCUUGUACUCCUUAGAGUUUCUAUUUUUUUAAGAGAAGGGGGGUGGUUAAUUUAUAUAUACCACCCAGUGCAGACAUGGGUUAAUUUAGGGUUUGUGGUAGUUCUUGCAGGUAUAACUAAAAGCGCACAAAUGCCGUUUUGCGCAUGGCUACCUGCUGCCAUGGCGGCACCCACACCGGUCUCCUCUUUGGUGCAUUCUUCGACAUUGGUGACAGCUGGGGUUUAUUUGAUUCUUCGCUCUUUUUAUAUUAUCAGAGCUAAUCCCUUUGUGACUCAAAUACUUAUAGUCUUAAGACUAUUUACUCUAAUAUUAGCAGGGUCAAGGGCUGUGUUUGCGUUUGACCUAAAAAAGGUAAUCGCACUCUCGACUUUGAGGCAGUUAAGGUUAAUAAUAUUCUCGAUUUCAAUCCUUCUUCCGUCUGUAGCUUUUUUUCAUUUAGUAACCCAUGCGGUAUUUAAAGCUUUGUUGUUUCUAGGUGCAGGGGGUGUUAUUCAUAGAAACCAAAGAAAUCAAGAUAUCCGGGGGUUAAGAAGCUUGUGGCAAGGAUUACCGGUAAGAAUGGGUGCAAUAACGGUUGCAAUUGUGUCCUUGAGAGGGGCCCCGUUUAUAAGAGGGUUUUUCUCUAAAGACCUAAUAAUUGAGCUAAGAAUGAUAGACAGAAGAAUAACUUAUGGGUGCUAUUUAUUAGAGCUAAUAGGUUUAAUCUUCACUUCUUUUUAUAGGGCACGGAUUGUAUUUAGAGUGAUACUUGGGUCUAAUUACGUUAAUAGCAGAAGUUUGCGGACUAAUGAGCACUUAAAUAUACAAACUCCUUUUCUUAGCCUGUAUAUUGGGGCUAUUAUCUUAGGAGGGGUAUUAGGGAGGAAAAUAGAAAGGUUUGGGUUUGUAGUAGUUCUUGAGAAAUAUGAGAGAGUCAGAGUAUUUCUUAUUCCCUUUGUAGGGUUAAUUUUGUGAUGAGGAGUGCUUAGAAAAUUAGGGUCUAAGCCUUGGUCGUCAGCCAAACUAUUAAGAUUCUUUUUGAGAAUGUGGCUCAUAGAGAGGCUAACCUCCCNCCCCGGAAAAAUGGCCUUCUUUAAGGGGUCCAGGACGGUAGCUCAAAGUCUGGAUCAAGGUUGACUAGAGCUAUUGGGUCCUCAAGGUGUCCAUAAGGGACUAGGUCAAUUCAGCUGUUUGAAUGAAAUCGUUCAGAAAAAUUAUUUUACCUACCAGCUGGUAGUAUGAGGGCUGGUGGUAGCGGGGGGCUUAAGCUUAAUUAUGUUUAUAUAA
Molecule: messenger RNA, 1707 nt
Organism: Mytilus trossulus (common blue mussel)
Lineage: Eukaryota; Metazoa; Mollusca; Bivalvia; Mytilida; Mytilidae
Source: the annotation of a RefSeq genome assembly